CCACCUGCCUUAUUAAAGUUUCCCUGCAAGUUAGUAACACUUGUUUCUCCCCGAACUUGAUAAAAAAUACAUCCUUUCAGAAGACAGUCUUACCCUGAAGGCUCCAAAGAGUACCAGCUCCGGCCUUGCCUUGAGGAUGCCGUCAGACAACAGCCACCUGCCAGACAGUAUCCAAGAACAAGACCCUGUUACUACUUCAAGCAAUAAUUGCCUCCAUAAUGCUGAGGAAUUGGGAGUCGAACAAGAAAAUGACAUCUGUAACAGUGACCUGGGUAAUAGUAUUAGAGUUCCCAACUCUGCCAGCCAGUCAUCCACUUCCAUGGCUGUUCCUUUGGAGGUGCCCAGAAGAGGACAACCCCUUUUACAGAUCAACAGGCAGCAGAUUCAGUCCAUCUCGUAUAGUGCACAGGCCGCUGAGCUCAAAGGUUUAGGAGUUGAUGUCUAUGACCAGGAUGUAUUGGAGCAAGGGGUUCUUCAGCAAGUAGAUAAUGCAAUUAAUAAAACUAAUAAAGCAACAAAAAUAGCUGAUGCGGAGAAAGAAUAUCAGUCAGUGCUGGAUGACUUAAGAUCAUGUACAACAUCUCUGAAACAUAUAAAUAAAAUUAUUGAGCAACUUUCACCUCAAGCUGCCAACAACAAAGAUAUGAACAGAAAACUAGAUUCUGUAAAACGGCAAAAAUAUAACAAGGAGCAACAGCUAAAGAAGAUCAAAGCAAAACAAAAGCGUCUCCAAGCAAUUCUUGGUGGAACAGAGAUUCUUGAUAAAGUAAAUGAGAUUGAAUUUGAGGAAGAUGAAGAACCUGGUCCAUCAUGUCUUGGCAGUAUGCUUAUGCCUGUUCAGGAAACAGAGUGGGAAGAGCUUAUUCGUACUGGCCAGAUGACUCCAUUUGGAACUAAAAUAUCUCAGAAGCCAGAGAGGAAGACACGACGAUUAAUGCUAAAUGAAGAAUCUGAUUUUGAGAAGUACUUAGCAGACCAAGCUAAGCUGUCAUCUGAAAGAAAGAAGUUAUCCCUUCACAAAGGAGCAAAGAAGAAAGUACAAGCCAAAAAUGUUCAGUGCGUAGCUUCUGCAUCUACUACAAAGGAAAAAAGAGGUAAAGCCCUGUCAAAAACAGAUAAGCGCUUAAAAAAAAACAUAAGAAAACUUCAGAAGCAUGCCCUUCAGAUUCAAUCAAAGGUGGAUAUCCCAAAAGAAAAGAAAUAUCUUGAGGCCAAGAAGUUCAGGUAUGAACAGGAGGAUGAUAGUGGAGAGUCUGAGUAUGUACCUGAUGAGGAGCUCUUUGAUCCAGAAGGAGCAGAAGAGGAGGAAGAGCAGGCAUCUUCUCAUGCUGAGAAUGAUUCUGAUUAUGAACUCAGGAAUUUGUCAAGAAAAAGAAAACAUUUGGCGAAAAGAGAUUUUAAAGAAGCUGAAGAUGAUGCUGACUUCUUUCCAAGCUCUGAGGAAGAAGACCAUACACUGGGGAAGCACAAAGUAAAGAGAUGGAGAGAUGAUGGAGAUGAAGACUAUUACAAACAGAGACUAAGGAGGUGGCAAAAAGAACGUUUGAAGGAUAAAGAACAUCAAACAGCUGAGGAACUUUCUGAAGAAAGUGACACUGAAUUUGAAGAGGGUUUCAAAGUACCAGGAUUUCUCUUCAAAAAGCUUUUUAAGUACCAGCAGACAGGUGUUAGGUGGCUCUGGGAAUUGCACUGCCAGCAGGCAGGAGGAAUUCUGGGAGAUGAGAUGGGAUUGGGCAAGACCGUCCAGAUAAUUGCCUUCUUGGCAGGUCUGAGCUACAGCAAGAUCAGGACUCGUGGUUCAAAUUACAGGUACCAGGGAUUGGGUCCAACAGUGAUUGUUUGUCCAGCUACUGUGAUGCAUCAGUGGGUAAAAGAAUUCCACACUUGGUGGCCUCCAUUUAGAGUCGCUGUUCUCCAUGAAACUGGUUCCUAUACCGACAAAAAGGUGAAACUAAUUCAUGAAAUUGCUUCAUGCCAUGGAAUUUUAAUUACAUCUUAUUCAUACAUUCGAAUGAUGCAGGAUAACAUCCACAGCUAUGAUUGGCAUUAUGUGAUUCUGGAUGAGGGUCACAAAAUCCGAAAUCCAAAUGCCGCCGUCACGCUUGCGUGCAAGCAGUUCCGCACACCCCAUCGAAUCAUCUUGUCUGGCUCCCCUAUGCAAAAUAACCUAAAGGAGCUCUGGUCCCUCUUUGACUUUGUAUUCCCAGGGAAAUUGGGAACACUACCUGUGUUCAUGGAGCAAUUUUCUGUGCCAAUAACCAUGGGAGGAUAUUCCAAUGCCUCUCCUGUCCAGGUAAAAACGGCAUACAAAUGUGCCUGUGUGUUACGGGACACCAUAAACCCCUACUUGCUGCGAAGAAUGAAGGCUGAUGUAAAAAUGAGCCUUUCACUUCCAGAUAAAAACGAACAGGUCCUCUUUUGCCGUUUGACAGAUGAGCAGUGUCAAGUCUAUCAAAAUUUCAUCAACUCUAAAGAAGUUUACCAGAUCCUCAAUGGAGACAUGCAGAUUUUCUCAGGACUAGUAGCUUUGAGAAAGAUUUGCAACCACCCUGACCUCUUCUCUGGUGGUCCCAGGAAUUUGAAGGGUGUACCAAAUGCUGAAGUGGAGGAAGCAGAUCAGUUUGGAUAUUGGAAACGUUCUGGAAAAAUGAUAGUGGUAGAAUCCUUGCUGAAAAUAUGGCACAAGCAAGGUCACAGAGUGUUGUUUUUUACUCAGUCAAGACAGAUGCUGCACAUACUUGAAGACUUUGUGAGACACAGAAACUAUUCCUACCUCAGGAUGGAUGGCACCACAACAAUAGCUUCCAGACAGCCCCUUAUAACAAGAUAUAAUGAGGACAAAUCCAUAUUUAUUUUUCUUCUAACAACUCGUGUUGGUGGCAUUGGAGUUAACUUGACUGGUGCUGACAGGGUUAUUAUUUAUGAUCCUGACUGGAAUCCCAGUACAGACACACAGGCUCGGGAACGUGCUUGGAGAAUAGGCCAAAAGAAACAGGUGACUGUAUAUAGGCUUCUCACUGCGGGUACUAUUGAAGAGAAGAUAUACCACAGACAAAUCUUCAAACAGUUUUUAACGAACAGAGUGCUGAAAGACCCUAAGCAGAGGCGCUUUUUCAAAUCCAAUGACCUUUAUGAACUUUUUACUCUGAGCAGCCCAGAUGUGUCUCAGGGGACAGAAACAAGUGCAAUUUUUGCAGGUACUGGUUCAGAUGUUCAAGUCCCAAAACACCAAUUGAAACGGAAACUUGAAAAGCCACCUGAUAAUGACACUUCUAAAGGUGAUCUCCAUCUUACAGAAAGCAGCUCACCAAAGUACAGCAAGUCAUCCAAUUCCUACUCAACCACCCACAUGACAAAUUCUUCUUCUAAAGCAAUAGAGACAAGUGAGGAAACCAAAGGAAAUUUGGAAGCCUUUGACCAAAAUAGCUAUGCAAAAGAAAAUGCACAAGCUGCUACUGAUAUAAAUUCACUGAAUAAAAGCAAGGAGGAAAGCUUGGAAAGAGCUGACAAAUCUAUGUCCCAGUCAUUGCUAGGUGAUGCGGGGUCUUCAGAGAAUGCCAAAUGUCUGAACACCGUGGUGGCUGAUGAAGUACAUGGAGCAGCUAAUGCAAAUGUCAAGGGAGAUUUUAGCCUUAUAUGUGGUGCAGCUGGCUUUUGGGAAAAGCAGGUUGCUAAAACUGAAGAUGGGCAAUUAGAUAAUAGUCAUUAUAAACGUACCUCAAAAACAAAGCACAGGGUGGAUAUUCUGUCACAUGAGAGCCACAAAGAUAAAUCUAAAAAGAAACAUCACAAAGAUGCCAAAUUUGAAGGAGAGCGCGUUCCUCAUCUUGUGAAACAAAAGCGAUACAGAAGGGAGAACAGUGAAGAGAAGGAGGAAGACUCAAAGAAAAAUGAUGAUUACGUCUUGGAGAAACUUUUCAAAAAAUCAGGGGUACACAGUGUUAUGAAGCAUGAUGCUAUUAUGGAAGCUUCCAGUGCAGAUCACGUGCUGGUGGAAGCAGAAGCAAACAGAGUGGCUCAGGAUGCCUUAAGAGCCUUAAAAGUCUCUCGACAGCGAUGUUUAGGAGCUGCUUCUGGUGUGCCAACCUGGACAGGCAUGAGUGGUCUUUCAGGUGCACCAUCAGGAAUAAAAAGUCGAUUUGGUCAAAAAAGAAACCCCAUGCUGCUUUCUUCACAUUCCACUUGUGUAUCACCUGCAAAGAAGUGCAAGGAUGCAGAUACAAUACAGAAAGAAAAUGUAAAGAAGUGUAGUUCCAAUGGGCACUUUGAUGGAAAAUCUGGAGAAUCAUCAUCCGGUGCGCUAGACUCUUCCUCUUUAUUAGCUAAGAUGAGGGCAAGAAACCACCUUAUUUUACCACAACAGACAGGGAAUGAGGGAGAUGAGAAUCAUCAGCAAGCACCCACCCCAGCCCCAGGUUCAACAGAAUACGAUGAACUGCUCGUGGAUAUGCGUAACUUCAUAGCGUUCCAGGCCCGCGUGAACGGCGAGGCUAGCACUCAGGAGCUACUGCAGGAAUUUGAGUCCAAACUGCCUGUGGCACAGUCCUGCGUCUUUAGAGAACUUCUCCGCAAUCUCUGCACCUUCCAUAGGAGCCCGAAUGGUGAAGGUGUCUGGAGGCUGAAGCCAGAAUUCCGCUGACCUUUGUCAAGGGAAGGCACCUGUCUGUGUGCUUGGCCACCACCCUUCUUUCAAGGACUUACUGUUUCUCUUUUAAAAUGAGGAAUUAUUUUGUAUUUAUGAUUUAAUAAUUGACUUGAGCAGUCAGCAGUUGCCUGACUGCAACCAUAAGCAGUGCUUGUUGCAGGCUCAGAGCUAACUUAAUUUCUGAUUUACACUAUUUAUAUGAAAGUGCCAUCUACCUCAUAGAUGAAACAAUACAAAAUAUCAGCACCUUUUCUUUAAAAGAAAUCUUAACAUAGAUGGGAUGAAUAAUACAUACUGACUUUUUAUUGCAAUAAGAACCAUGGAUGUUGCUGUGGGUUGUAAGACUUUUAUUUGAUUUCUGUGAAAUUCCAAGAACUUCCUCAAUUUUCUGUAUGUUACUUGAAUUGUCAUGGGGCACGCAGUGUACCAUCAAAAAAAAAAAAGAGGAGGAGGAGAUGAUAGUGGUCAGCAUGAGAGAUUCACUUGUACCGACACGUGCAUCAAAAUCAUUGUAUGAUACUUUCAUCAGUAGUGAGAAUUUUGUUUUAAUAUCGGUGCUUUCAUUGUUGCCAGCAUCUAGCAUAUGCAGUGUAACUUACAUCACUGAUUAACUUGGGAAAUAAUUCUGCUGCCAUGGUGGUUUAAUCACAAAAAAAUGGAAAGCCUGGCAGAAUGUUGAGAUGACGGACAGUUGAUAAUUAUGGAAAACGUGUUCUAUCACGGAAGACCCAUUUACACCAUAAUGGUCAAUUCGGCUACAGUCCCAUACACCACUGGCAAUUGCUUGGUAUGCUAUUUCUUACCACUGAGGUGACAGUAAGUGUUAUGUUUGUCACAGGUUGUGGACUGAUAAUUGAAAUGCCAUGAAAUGUUCAUGGGUCUCACUGUAAUUUAUGUCAAAAACUUCCCAGUUCCCUGUUAGCACUUAGAAUUUUAUGCCUUGACAAACACUGAGGUGUUAGUUGGCAGAGGGGGAAUGGUUUCACUGUAUUUUACUAAACAUAAUCACUUUUGGCCAGAGACAUAAUUGGAGCUUAUACAGAAGUUACAGGUCAUACCUAUUCUGUAGAUAGAGAAAAUCUCAGUCUUCCUGACAGUCAGACAAGUUCUAAUACCCAUUUUCUUCCAAGGAAGGAAGGAAGGAUUGGAUUAUUUGUAGCAAACCCACGUACUACAUUGGGUCUGUCUUCAAGGUACUACUGUGCUACAUAAGGAAAUCUUAAGGGGGGAAAAAUGGAUAGAUUUUGAGAAGAAAACCAUAUUCUUGCAGCAACGUUAAAUUACUGUAUGGCUUAAACUAGGAGCAGUUAAAUAUGCCUAAUGUCCUUCCUAUCCCUAAGCUAUUGAGAAAAGGGAAAGCUGAGCUACUUCUAGAUUUUUUUUGUUCCGUGUGACGGUAUCUUGUUUACUUCAAGUGGAAGUACAAAUAUUGAAAGAUGAAUGGUGAAGCAAGAACACAAACUGUUACUUUGUUCUCGUAAAGAAAGCCUUCAAGAUACUUCAGUGGCUUUUCCUCUUGUUUUUGCUCGGUGCUAAAGGAUCUGUAGAGAUUUGUAAAAAGUGGUGCCCCGCUGUUUCAGUAACUGGUCAGUUGGCUUUUCACAGGCUGGAGUUGGAGAGGGCAGACAGUCCAAGAAUCUGUCUCUUUUCUUCAUGGCAUUUGAAGGUGGGACUGUUGCACCUUUUCCUGACGUCUCUUUUUCUGAUCCCAUUUAUAUUCACUUACAUUCCCUCUUUCAGGAGAAGGAUGAAACCAGGAAUCUACACUGCAAUUACAAAACACUUCAAAAAUUGCAGAUCUGUUGGUAUGACUUAAAAUGGAUCAGUAAAAGAGUAAAGACAAACCAAUUUUGCUGUUCUCUCCAAAGCUAUAGGGAAUUUUAAUUGGGUCUGGGUGUCAUGCCCCCACGUAUCCCUAUGCCCCAGGAACAAACCAGGAAUUCAGCUGUCAGCAAAGCUGCUGUUGCCACCUUAGCUGUCAGUUCUGGUGUCCUGUUUUGUUUACUGCUUCCAAUCUUAAAGACAUAGUUCCUGUAGUAAGGAAAGUUUGCAGCUUCUUGCUGAUCUGUUAAUAUGAAUGGACUUGCAUGUGCUUUUUAUAAAUCCUUGGCUUUUAUGGA
Messenger RNA from Pygoscelis adeliae (Adelie penguin), 6765 nucleotides. It is a transcript of the gene ERCC6, whose product is annotated as excision repair cross-complementation group 6. Gene Ontology annotation, biological process: transcription-coupled nucleotide-excision repair. Lineage: Eukaryota; Metazoa; Chordata; Aves; Sphenisciformes; Spheniscidae. Gene Ontology annotation, cellular component: nucleus. The transcript is spliced from 21 exons. The record is from RefSeq and is a predicted model, not a curated record. The coding region runs from base 137 to 4639 and encodes 1500 amino acids. Gene Ontology annotation, molecular function: ATP-dependent chromatin remodeler activity; ATP binding.